AUGACCAAACCACCCUUUAAUUUCCACUUCACAAACAAACUCUUUUCCCGCCAUCUUCAUCACACAAUCACCAUCACCAACACAUCAUGGAACGCCCAGCUCCGGGAACUAACCAAACAAGAAAACUAUCACCAAUGUCUCGAUUUAUACCGCCGAAUGCUCCGUUCCAACGUCUCUCCGAAUGUCAUAACCUUUCCGAUCACCCUCAAGUCUUGCGCCAAUCUAUCACUCCCAAUUUCAGGUCAACAGCUUCAUUGUCAUGUCAUCAAAACUGGGUGUCAUUCAGAACCAUUUGUUCAAACUGGUUUGAUAUCACUUUAUGCAAAAUGUUGGUUUAUUGAAGAUGCACAUAAAGUGUUUGAUGAAAGUCCUCAGUCACAAAAACUGACUGUUUGUUACAAUGCACUUGUUGCUGGGUAUAUUAGGAAUGAUCAGUUUUUAAAAGGGUAUGAGUUGUUUUGUCGAAUGAGGGUUUUGGGUGUUUCUGUUGAUGCGGUUACUAUGCUUGGUUUGCUACCUGGUUGUUCGGAUAACGGACAAUUGAAGUUUGCGACGGCUUUGCAUUGUUUUGUGAUGAAAUGUGGGUUGGAUAUGGAGUUUUGUGUUGGGAAUUGUUUGAUUACGAUUUACGUUAAGUGUGGAUCGAAAGAACUUGCUAGGAAGUUUUUUGAUGGGAUGAAUGUUAAAAAGUUGGGAACUUGGAAUGCUAUGAUAUCAGGGUAUGCACAAAAUGGAUAUGCAACCGAGGCGUUGGAACUUUAUCAGAGAUUCGAAUUGUCGGGUAUUGAUCCUGAUCCUAUAACGCUUGUUGGUGUGUUGUCGUUGUGUGCUCACCUUGGCAAGAAGGGAAUUGGUGCAGAGAUAGAAAAGAAGAUACAAAAUAGUAGGUUUAAGCAUAAUCUUUUCUUGAAUAAUGCUUUGAUUAACAUGUAUGCUAGAUGUGGUAAUCUAGUAAAAGCACGAGAGAUUUUUGAUAACAUGCAAGAAAAGAACUUGGUAUCGUGGACUGCAAUUAUAGGUGGAUAUGGGAUGCAUGGGCAAGGAGAAACAGCAGUACGGUUUUUUAGUGAAAUGAUAAGAUGCAAUAUAAGGCCUGACGGGCCGGUUUUUGUCUGUGUCUUGUCUGCGUGUAGUCAUGCUGGAUUGACUGAUAUAGGGUUACAUUAUUUUAAUUCGAUGAAAAUAAAAUAUGGGUUGAAACCAGGUCCUGAACAUUACUCUUGUGUAGUGGAUCUUUUGGGCCGGGCAGGUCGAAUUGAUGAUGCACAAAAGAUCAUAAGUACAAUGCCAAUGGAACCUGAUGGUGCAGUGUGGGGAGCUCUUUUGGGUGCUUGCAAGAUUCACAAGAAUGUUGAUCUAGCUGAGUUUGCAUUUGAACGUGUGAUUGAGCAUGAACCCACCAAUAUCGGUUACUAUGUUUUGUUAUCGAACUUAUACACGGAAGUCAACAACACUGAAGGCAUCUUACGCAUACGAAUGAUGAUGAGAGAAAAAGGGCUCAAAAAAGACCCUGGGUAUAGUUAUGUCGAACAUAAAGGAAAGACUAAUCUAUUUGUAGCUGGUGAUCAUAAUCAUCCACAAACAGAUGAGAUAUAUGCAAUGCUUGAAAGACUUGAUGAUUUUGUAAAUGCUAGCAGUAGUGAUGAUGGUGGUUUGGUUCAUAGUGAGAGAUUGGCUAUUGCUUUUGCAUUGUUGACAACUGAUAUCGGGCAAGAAAUUCUUGUGAUAAAGAACUUACGGGUAUGUGGAGAUUGUCAUGUGUUUGUAAAGUUGGUUAGUAAGGUUGUGGACCGUUGGUUUAUUAUCAGAGAUCCUACUCGUUUCCACCACUUUAAAGACGGAGCUUGUUCAUGUAAUGACUACUGGUAAUCGACUUGCUUAUUAUUUUCUGAAGCAUAUGCCAGGGGUUUUAUCAAUGACAAAUGCUUGAUCCUCACACACCCUUUUCCCUUUUGAUACUUGAAACCCCAGCCUACUCUUAUUGAUUCUCACUUGUGGCACAAGGUCCACGAGAAUUUGGUGAUGGAUCUCUGUCAGGUGCUUGAUCAGGAGUCGGAUGCUUUAGAAAUUGAAACUGUGCAGAAGGAAACAAUCCAUCCAAGGAAAAGUUACAAAAUAAACAUUUCCUUUGCUGACUUUCUACUAUUUGCUGUGCAUAGAUGGCCCAUGUGAAUACCUAGUCUGGUGGCAGAGUCAAAAGAUCUAUUUGAUCAGAAAGCAAGCAAUGAGUACUGGAUAGAUGUGCUGUUUUGCUGGGGGGGAUUAUGAUUCUCAUGAUAUUGAACGUUAUAUCAGGUCCAAGUUCAUGGACUACUCCACCAAUAACAUGUCCAUCUAUCCAUAACCAACAGCUUCAGGUGCGUCGAACAGCUUAUCAUUUUCUAAAACAAGCAGCUUCUCUUCUGACUCUCCUUUCAACAACUGGACCACAUCGAGAAUGGUAGGUCUCUUCUCUGGUUGACAGUGAGUGCACAUUAGUGCAAGAAUGAUUACCCUUUUCAGCUCUUCUUUAAUAUAGUUCCCUUUUAGCUUUGGGUCUGCAAUUUCACUGAACUUCCUUAGACGGGCUAAUGGUAAAAUCCAGUCUGUUAUGGAAUGUUUGGUGGUUGUGCUCAUAUCUUCGACAGGUUCUUUGCCACUAGCAAGCUCAAGCAAGAGGAUUCCAAAGCUGUAAAUGUCGCAACAAGUUGAGGCUUUCCCUAACAUCGCAUAUUCUGGGGCAAGGUACCCCAGUGUGCCUUUUACUCCAGUGGUCACGUGCGUUGCACCAUCUGGGAUUAGUUUUGCAUUGCCAAAACCAGCUAGUGAUGGGUUAAGAUCCGAGUCUAGCAAGAUGCUACUUGGUUUGAUGUCUCGGUGGAUUAUGCGCGGGGUGGCAUGAUGAUGAAGAUACCUGUAUGAAACAAUAGUGUAAAGAGCUAGUUCCAUGAUAUAAUUACAUGUGCUAAAGCUCACCAAAUGGACAGGUUUAUGCCGUUUUGGAUUGGCUCUUGGUUAGGUUGACCCAAACCCUUUAUGUUCUAUUUAGUGGGCUCUUUUUAGACAUUUUAAAGCGUUCCACCUGUUUCACUUGUAGUUAAUUUUGGUUUAAUAUAAAGCUCAGUUGUCAUGUUGAAUAGAGAAUUUGAUUUGACCAGAUUUGUUUAAGUAAAUGGAAAUGUAACACAAAAAAUCUGUAUUCA
This is a messenger RNA of Erigeron canadensis, 3182 nucleotides long. RefSeq names its product putative pentatricopeptide repeat-containing protein At3g11460, mitochondrial. The transcript has 2 exons. Gene Ontology annotation, molecular function: protein binding; zinc ion binding; RNA binding. Gene Ontology annotation, biological process: RNA modification. NCBI's taxonomy places the organism in Eukaryota, Viridiplantae, Streptophyta, Magnoliopsida, Asterales, Asteraceae. The record is from RefSeq and is a predicted model, not a curated record. Bases 1 to 1869 code for a protein of 622 amino acids.